CUAAGGCCCGGUUUCCAUUUGGUCGGUAGCUGUUGCUGGCACGACAAGUGACUGAUUUAAUACAAUAUCAACAUAUAUCUGCAAUCAUUAAAGUCUGAUUUUCACACAAGAUACAAAAGACAAGAUAAAUUUAGACUAUCACUUGUACCACUUGUUAUGCCCCCAACAGCUAAGGACCAGGGGCCGAUUGUAUAAAAAGUAGUUAAAGUUAACUACAGUCAGCGCGAUAGUUGCCCAAUUAGAAUCGAGUAUAUGAGAGUUAACCAUAUUUAACUACAAAUUUGAUUUUGUUUUGUAUUAUAAUCAUUGGUUACUAUUGUGCUUAAUUGUAGGUAUGAGCGUGAAGGAGUAGUAUGUCCAUCCCAGUUAAGAAAAGGGUUAUUCACCACAUCUGCUGUGGACAACAUUGACCACAACACCAGUUCGACCACCUCACAGACAUUGUUCCACGGGACGGCCAUUUCCCUUGUCCAACACCCCACCACUAACAACCAAGGAACCCCAAGAGCUACGGACACGUUUGACCCCACUGCGUUAACUACCACCAAGACAAUAGCUCACCUCCCAUCCAGUUACACUGAAAUAGCUCCUAUGACACAGCCCAACGGUGACUUGUAUGCUCCACGUGUUCCCUGGCACCUCCCACCCCUCCUGACUCUAGCCUGA
Paramuricea clavata is the source of this 666-nucleotide messenger RNA. Lineage: Eukaryota; Metazoa; Cnidaria; Anthozoa; Malacalcyonacea; Plexauridae. The record is from the annotation of a GenBank genome assembly.